UCACCCGGCGGGGAGGAGCGCGCGGCUCGGCGCCAGGCUCAGCCGGGGCUCCUCGGCGGCCGCGGCCAUGACGCAGGGUCCGGGUGGCCGCGCGGCCCCGGAGCCCGAGGCGCCCACGACCUUCUGCGCGCUGCUGCCGCGCAUGCCGCAAUGGAAGUUCGCGGCGCCCGGCGGCUUCCUGGGUCGCGGUCCGGCGGCGACGCGCGCGGCGGGGGCGGCAGAAGCGCAGCCCGGACCCGGGGUCCCAGCGCUGGCCGCUGUGCUGGGCGCCUGCGAACCGCGCUGCGCCGCGCCCUGCCCUCUGCCCGCUCUCGGCCGCUGCCGGGGCUCGGGGACGCGGGGAGCGCGGGGGACCCCUGACGUUGCCGACGAGUGGGCGCGCAAGGGCGGCUUCAUCCACAAGCCGGCGCACGGCUGGCUGCACCCCGACGCCAGGGUCCUGGGGCCCGGGGUCUCCUACAUCGUGCGGUACAUGGGCUGUAUUGAGGUGCUCCGAUCCAUGCGCUCUCUGGAUUUCAACACCCGAACGCAAGUGACGAGGGAAGCCAUCAACCGGCUCCAUGAGGCCGUGCCAGGCGUCCGGGGCUCCUGGAAGAAGAAGGCCCCCAACAAGGCCCUGGCCUCCAUCCUGGGGAAGAGCAACCUGCGCUUCGCUGGCAUGAGCAUCUCAGUCAACAUCUCCGUGGAUGGCCUUAACCUGUCUGUUCCUGCCACUCGCCAGAUCAUCGCCAACCAUCAUAUGCAGUCUAUUUCCUUCGCUUCUGGGGGUGACACGGACAUGACUGAUUAUGUGGCCUAUGUGGCCAAAGACCCCAUCAACCAGAGAGCCUGCCACAUCUUGGAAUGCUGUGAGGGUCUAGCCCAGAGCAUUAUCAGCACUGUAGGCCAAGCCUUUGAGCUACGCUUCAAGCAAUACCUGCACAGUCCCCCCAAGGCCGUAGUGCCCCCCGAAAGGCUGACAGGGCUGGAGGAGUCGGCCUGGGGUGAUGAUGAUGAGACUGUGGACCACAAUUACUACAACAGCAUUCCAGGAAAGGAGCCACCCCUGGGUGGGCUGGUGGACUCCAGACUGGCUGUCACACAGCCCUGUGCACUGGCAACACUCGGGGGCCUCGGACAGGGAAUGUCACCUGCCCGGAGAGAUGCUCGUGGCUUGCCUUGGGAUAUGUGUCCCUCCGGAGCAGUCCCACCUGGGGAUGGCUAUGUGCAGGCAGAUGCUAGAGGACCACGUGACUACGAGGAGCACCUGUAUGUCAACACCCAGGGCCUGGAUGCUAUGGAGCCGGAUGACAUUUCUGAGGCACCUCUGAUGCCUGAGGACAGCCCCAAGAAGGACCUGUUUGAUAUGCGACCCUUUGAGGACGCCCUGAAGUUGCACGAGUCCUCAGUGGCAGCAGGCAUCACCUCAGUCCCACUCUCUUUGGAGGACCAGUGGCCCAGUCCCCCUACCCGCAGGGCCCCCAUUGCACCCACAGAGGAGCAAUUGAGGCAGGAGCCCUGGUACCAUGGACGCAUGAGCCGUCGGGCUGCGGAGAAGCUGCUUCGUGCGGAUGGGGACUUCCUUGUGAGAGACAGCAUCACCAACCCGGGGCAGUAUGUCCUCACAGGCAUGCACGCAGGGCAGCCCAAACACCUGCUGCUGGUGGACCCCGAGGGUGUGGUGCGGACCAAAGAUGUGUUGUUUGAGAGCAUCAGCCACCUCAUAGACUACCACCUGAAGAAUGGGCUGCCCAUCGUGGCUGCAGAAAGCGAGCUGCACCUGCGGGGAGUGGUCUCCCGGGAGCCAUGAGCCAGGUGACGGUCCUCAACCCAGCUCCUACCCCCAGAGGCCCUUGCUGUGGCCUUGAGGGCUCAGCCUUUCUCUUGGACCCUGAAACCACCAGAAACAGAAUGGCCAUCAUUUUUCCUUCCGCAUGAGCCUCAGGAAGCCGCCUUUUCCUAGCUGUACUCGGCUGGCUGGGCCAGUGAGACCGAGUCAGGGUCCAAGCCCCUGGUCCUGCCUGAGCUCCCACCCUGAACUUGGGUGAGGUUGUAUAAACCAAAGACUGACCAAGUCGCCUUUAACAAAGAAACCCCAAAUGUAGGCCUUGUGCCUUCGGUCUCCAGUGGGGCAGAGACAUCAGGCUGUGUCCACAGAGAGGUACAUAUAGCUCUGUGUGGGCAGAUGUAGAUUCCUGCCCUGGCUGGGCUCUGAGGACUUCAGAUGCACUGUUGCCUUUGUGGGGGAUCAAGGUGCUUUUGGGUUUCAAACCCUGAUGGGGGAGCAGCCUUGGGGCUCACCUGAAAAGGCAGGGCAUCCUGGUGAGUUAGAGGUGGAGGAAACUUGCUGAGGUGUGGCGCCCACUCAGCACCUCCCAGCUGUCACCUGCCUGGACCUUCAACUGUAAUUAAACACAGCAUUGAACAUGA
This is a messenger RNA of Phodopus roborovskii (desert hamster), 2409 nucleotides long. RefSeq names its product SHC adaptor protein 2 (gene Shc2). Gene Ontology annotation, molecular function: receptor tyrosine kinase binding. Gene Ontology annotation, cellular component: plasma membrane. Gene Ontology annotation, biological process: intracellular signal transduction; cell surface receptor protein tyrosine kinase signaling pathway. Lineage: Eukaryota; Metazoa; Chordata; Mammalia; Rodentia; Cricetidae. The transcript has 13 exons. The record is from RefSeq and is a predicted model, not a curated record. Bases 68 to 1789 code for a protein of 573 amino acids.